AAGGCGACCGGAUGAGGGGACAGCCCUUGUCCCCUGAAUGCCUAUAAUCCACUUUCAAGUCGUCCCAGUUCAACAAGCAAUCAAAGUUACAAGCUGCUUGGCGCAGCGGAAGCGCGCCGGGCUCAUAUCCCGGAGGUCACUCGACCGAAACGAGUCGCAGCUAACUAUAUUUUUUUUUCCCCGUGUCUCAAUGUCCAGCUGGUGCGGGAGGAGCUAUGAUUGACAGGUACUGUACAAUAUGGUACGGGAAUACGAAGAGAAUGAGUGAAAUGUGUGAUACCCAACCUGGUGUCUGUUGUGUGCUGUUUCUAGUUUAUAUUGCUUCCAAAGUCAUAGGACCAUAUAGCAUCUCGGUGCCUCUGCUAAGGUCAUGCCCUUGUCUACUCAUCCCACAUGUAUUGCAGCUUCUCUGUAUUCAUAUGUAUUCUCCUACUACGCCCGUACAAUGCCGUGCCUUCCUAUGGUGCCCAGUCUGUGUCCGUAACCCAUGCAGCAAAUCCUGUGAUGCUUUUCCUGACCCAAAGUUUCACGUUUCCUGAGUAUCUCUCACCAUCAGCGUCAUACCAGGACAGGCAAAAACACUACCCAUGCCUCUCCAAAUGCGC
Canariomyces notabilis is the source of this 605-nucleotide messenger RNA. RefSeq lists its product as uncharacterized. The record is from RefSeq and is a predicted model, not a curated record. The coding region runs from base 216 to 539 and encodes 107 amino acids. The transcript has a single exon. NCBI's taxonomy places the organism in Eukaryota, Fungi, Ascomycota, Sordariomycetes, Sordariales, Chaetomiaceae.